Paramecium sonneborni is the source of this 1649-nucleotide messenger RNA. NCBI's taxonomy places the organism in Eukaryota, Ciliophora, Oligohymenophorea, Peniculida, Parameciidae. The record is from the annotation of a GenBank genome assembly.
CGAAUGAGUCACAGCUCUAUGGAAUAGAGGGUAUUAAAAUAGAAAUAUUAUAGAAUGGAUAAUUGUUAGUAAUGACAAUAUAAAUAGAUGAUAAAAGAAGUGGAAGGAUAGAUGUAUUUGAAGGAGAUGAUCCUGAAAUAUUGGCAAGAGAUUUUUGCAUUAAAUACAACUUAAAUUAAAGAGUAGCACCAUUACUAAUAGAUAAUAUUUAAAAGCAAAUUUAAAUAGCUCAAAAAGAACGUUUAAAUAUGGUUCAAUACGUAAGCAGUUGGAGUCUAACUUUUUAUUUAGUUAUCUUAAAAGAAGUAGAAUCUAAGACCUACUGAGAAGUCUAGUGAAAUAUAAUCCUAAGAAUAAGGCUCUUCUCCAAUUAGAGCUGAAUCUCAAUAAUCUCCAAUGAAAUAAGAGAGUAAUAGCUAAACUGUAUAUGACAGACUAUAUCAAGAUGCUCAUAAUAAAAAGCUUAAAAAACAGUUGCAAUUAUCUGAAAAUAAAUCUAGCAGUUAAAUUAUGAAAUCUUAAGAAUCAGAAGUCAAUUAUGGCUUAAUUCUCUAUUAAAAAGGAAUUCAAAAAAAAGAAGAGAAACUUCAAAAAGCUGAAAGUGCAAGAAAAGAUCUUCAAAAAUCAUAACUUGUUGAAUGUACUCAUAAACCUUAGAUUAAUUCUCUAUCUACUAAAAUUGCUUAACGUUCUCCUAAACCUGUAGGUGAACAUUUAAAUGAAUUAGCAAAAGUUAUACAAGAGAAAAGAGAGAAUGCAUAAAAUUAUAAGUUAGAAAUGGAAUAAUAAAGUUGUUCUUUUCAUCCUUAAGUUAAUAAAGUGUAUCUAUUAUACUCAUAUAUUAAGGUCUUCUUAUAUAGUUGAUGAAAAGAAGAAAUAAUCUUAAAUUUCUAUUCCACACUAUGAAUCAUUAUAUCAGGAUAUGGAUGUUAAAUAAUAAAAAUUAACUGAAUUAGAUAGAAAUUAUUUUGCUUAAAAACAUACAUUUCAUCCUAAAAUUGAUUAAAUUUCAGAACAACUUGUUUAAGGUCUUAGUUUUGAAGAAAGAAGACAAAAAUUUAGAAAUAAAUCCAAAGAAAGAAACUCCAGUGCUGAUGAAAGUAAUAUGUUUAGACCAAGAACAGGCAGACCACCAGAAUAAAGACCAGAAAAUUUAUUUGAUAAUCUAUAUAAAGAUGCUUAAUUAUUAGCUUAAAAAAGAGCUGUAGUUCAAUCUAUUAGUAAAGAAAGAAUUAUGAAUCAAUCAAAAGUAAGGGCUAGUUAAAAAUCUGAAUUUUUAACAUAAUAAGCAAUCAUAAAUUCACUUGCUAAUAUUUUUGAUUAAAUUGAUACUGAUAAUGAUGGUGAAAUAGAUGCUAUCAGGAUUAAUUUAAAAAAUCUUAAUUCAACUGUUAAUCAGAUCCUUUAACCUUUAAUUUCAGAAAUGGAAGAAGGUAGACAUGUACUUACAAAAGGAGAAUUCAUAGAAUCAGCAAUGAAAUUAGUUUACACUCUUUCUAAUAAAGAAAAGCAUGAUUUAUUAAAAAAACCCACUUCAAAAAAAUCUGAUAUACCAACUUAUACUUUUCAUGUGUAACAUUUAUAUUAAUUUUUAGCCAUCAAUAAAUUAAAGACCUUAAAAAAACUCUGGAUCAAAAAAUAGAUGAAAG